AUGCAGGCAAGUAUCUUCAACCUCUCCCAGCAAAAGCGCGAACUGGAGGAAAGUGUUGCACAAGGCAUGCUUGGCCAAGAAGUCGGUCAGCUGGAUAUCAACCGCACAGAGGCACUCCUGCAGCAUAUGCAGAAGGAGAUCAACGGCCAGAGAACGUCACUGGAGCAGUGGGAACAGAGCCAGGAAAUUCCGCUUGAGAGAUUUGAUCAGCGCUUGCCGCUUGCCGUGCAGCAGGACCGGACCGAGCGUAAGAAACCGGGCGGUGACAAGCCUGUGAACGCUACGUUCACCGGAGCAACGUGCCUGGCCUGGGAGGGCAUCCUGGAAAUCGAAGAUGGUUACAGUGCUGUCGUUUGUGAAAGUAAAGCAGCAGCUCACGGCAACAUCAGUCAGGUGCGUGUCCUGAGCAACAAGUGCGAGAAGAUGCGGGAGUUGCUGCAUCUCGCCGCGUUGUACGAACAUGAGCUGGCAGCCAUGCCAGCGUGGGCAAAGGUCCAAACUGCGCAGUUCGAGCAGUCGACUGCAGAUACAUUUCUUGUCGAGCUGUCGAGCCGCGAGCAGCUUCAAGGCCAGGGGCCGGGGGCAGAAUCUGACAGGCAGUGCUCCAAGAUCGCCUGCAACAAGGACGUCAGCAAGUCAUCCGUUUCAGCGUCGAGGUCGAAUACAGCAUCUCGUGCACCGGUGGCUGGCCACUUAUCGAAAGAAUCCCUCGCUCUGAUUCGCUCAAAGAUCAAGUCCGCUGCGUACGUUGGACCGAAGCAAGGUUAUGAUGUCAUCUUCAAGCGCUUCGACAAGGAUGGCUCUGGCACGCUUUGCUUCCACGAGGUGAGAGGUGCCUUGCGUCGAAUCCUCAGGAUUCCGCCUUCCAGCCUCAAUGACUACCAGAUCUCAUCUUUGUGUGCAACGUUGGACACCAAUGCCUCUGGCAACGUCGACAUUGCCGAGCUGGUGUCUUUUCUCGGCACAGAAUCUCUCGAGGGCCGCCAUGGCUUGCUGAAGGAGAAGCUGAAUCAGGAUCUCGGCUUGAGCAAG
This is a messenger RNA of Symbiodinium sp. CCMP2592, 1032 nucleotides long. NCBI's taxonomy places the organism in Eukaryota, Dinophyceae, Suessiales, Symbiodiniaceae. The record is from the annotation of a GenBank genome assembly.